Molecule: messenger RNA, 747 nt
Organism: Peronospora belbahrii
Lineage: Eukaryota; Oomycota; Peronosporomycetes; Peronosporales; Peronosporaceae
Source: the annotation of a GenBank genome assembly
AUGAAUGUUCACGACCUUCUUACAAAUGAGGUUCAUGCAGUGUCACAUGUGACAUCAGUCGCUAGCUGCUCCAAUACAAGCAGUGACUCAAGCUCAAGCUCAAGUUUGAGCAGUGAAAAGAGCGGCUGGGUGGCCCCGUUCCUACUGCAUCUACACCAGCUAUUACGGCGUGAAGACUCAAAGAUCAUUCGAUGGGUAGAAGAUGGUAUGGCUUUUCAGAUCUUAGACAAGGCAGCCAUGACCUCUCAGGUUUUACCUAAAUACUUUAAAAACAAGAAUUUCUCGAGCUUUCAACGUCAGCUCAACUACUUUGGCUUUCGUAAAUGGAGCAAAGCCCGUGCCCAGUUUCCCACGUAUAGCCGUGAGCAUUUUAAGCGUGACAACUUUAGCGAGAUGUUGCUCGUCAAACGUCAAAGUAAAAAGUCUCGCAAACGCAAAAGUCUUACUAACAAGGAGAUGUCAGUGAAGCGUGCUGCUCUGAUGCCCAUCUAUUGUACCGACAAGUUUAAGCCCAUUCUUCCGCGUCCAGAUGGGAAUCUACAAGCUGCUAUGGCCGUUCGAAUCCAGGACAAGCCUUGUGUCAUGUCACCAUUGAUGCAAUCAGCGACUUUAUUCAAUCUCCCGUUGCUGUCUCCUAGUCGUAAGAUGAAUCAUGAGUGUAAACUCCCGUCUAUCCAUGAGCUGUCUUUAUCAAGUACUGUCCCGUACACGGUUUCUAGUCGUAUCCGUUCUCGUCUCAUGGCGUAA